Molecule: messenger RNA, 2913 nt
Organism: Dioscorea cayenensis subsp. rotundata (Guinea yam)
Lineage: Eukaryota; Viridiplantae; Streptophyta; Magnoliopsida; Dioscoreales; Dioscoreaceae
Product: katanin p80 WD40 repeat-containing subunit B1 homolog KTN80.4-like
Exons: 19
Coding region: 292-2634 (780 amino acids)
Biological process (GO): microtubule severing; microtubule depolymerization
Cellular component (GO): katanin complex
Molecular function (GO): microtubule binding
Source: RefSeq, a predicted model, not a curated record
AGAGAGAGAGAGAGAGAGAGAGAGAAGAAGGCUCUUCAAAAAACCAAAUCAAAAGAGAGAAAAGAGAGGGUUUGCUGAAAAUCAAAAUUGGAAUUUUGGAGAGAAAGAAGACAACAACGCACUCAAGUCUUGAUUUUUGGAGAAAUGCUGGGGUUUUUUGUCGAGAUCUGUGUUGGUUUGGACUUGAGAUGAAACAAGUGGAGCUGGGCUUGGUCAUCUUCUUGGAUCCCAAAGCAGCAGCAGCAGCAGUAGCAGCAAAAGCUCUUGUUGGUUGUUCUUGUUGUCGCUUCCAUGGCCACCGCCAAGCGCGCGUACAAGCUCCAGGAGUUUGUAGCGCAUUCGUCUAAUGUAAAUUGCCUGAAGAUUGGGAGGAGAACGUCUAGGGUUCUUGUCACUGGUGGAGAGGAUCAUAAGGUUAACCUUUGGGCGAUUGGCAAGCCCAAUGCCAUAUUGAGUUUAUCAGGUCAUACAAGUGCUAUUGAGUCAGUUAGUUUUGAUUCUUCAGAAGUACUGGUCGCUGCUGGAGCUGCCAGUGGCACAAUAAAGCUGUGGGAUUUGGAGGAGGCAAAGAUUGUUCGCACUUUGACGGGCCAUAGGUCCAAUUGUGUAUCUGUUGAUUUUCAUCCAUUUGGAGAGUUCUUUGCUUCUGGUUCUUUGGAUACCAACUUGAAGAUAUGGGAUAUCCGAAGAAAAGGAUGUAUUCAUACAUACAAAGGUCAUACCCGAGGAGUUAAUGCCAUUAGGUUUACACCCGAUGGGCGAUGGGUUGUUUCUGGUGGAGAAGACAAUGUUGUGAAGCUCUGGGAUCUUACUGCUGGGAAACUGCUUCAUGAGUUCAAGUGUCACGAGGGUCAGAUUCAGUGCAUUGAUUUUCAUCCUCAUGAAUUUCUUUUGGCAACAGGUUCUGCUGAUAAGACAGUCAAGUUCUGGGACCUUGAAACUUUUGAGUUGAUCGGAUCUGCUGGACCAGAGACUUCGGGUGUACGGUCCAUAACUUUCAACCCAGAUGGUAGAACUUUGCUUUGUGGAUUGCAUGAAAGCCUGAAGGUUUUCUCAUGGGAACCAGUAAGAUGUUAUGACACUGUGGAUGUUGGAUGGUCAAGGUUGUCUGAUUUGAAUAUUCAUGAGGGGAAACUUCUUGGGUGCUCCUAUAACCAAAGUUGUGUUGGUGUGUGGGUUGUGGAUAUCUCGCGUGUAGAACCAUAUGCAAUUACUACUUCUAUGAAAUCAAAUGGUCAUUCAGAAUCAAAAUCUACCACUGGCAAUUCAUCACUGCAAACUGAGAACAGCAUGAAGACCAGCAUGGGGAGAUUAUCAAUUUCACAAAAUUCGGAACCUGUGGCUAAGGAGACAAAAUCGACACUGUCUAGUGGAAGCGUAGCUGGUACUCCCCAAAGAAUUGGGUUGAGCAUGGCUUCAAGAGCUACGGGAACAAAUUCAGCAACAUCCACCACAACCUUGAAAAGGAGUUCUGCGAAGAGCCAGGGAACGACUAAUGUCCAGGUCUUUAACAAGUCUGAUGUGGUACCUGUAAUUGUUCCGAGAAAUAGCUUUAGGCCUGAAGCAGCCCCUGAUUCUAGGAAAGAAGCCACUGGAGGAAGAAUGCCAGCAUACAAUGGUCAGUCGAAGCCAACAGAUUUUCGGAAGUUACCUAAUACUAAUAUUCGAGAGGAUCCUGAUAGAGAAAGUGUUUCUACUCAUUCUGUGUCUUUUUGUGAUAAAAAUAUUGAGUCCAAUGAAGUUAGAGGCCAAGAUCCUAUUUCUUCUGCAAAUGCAGCAAGUCAACCACUUGGUUUUGAAAGAAACAUGGCUGAUCUUAGGUUCAGUGUUGUUCCUAAAACCGAUGGGGAUAUAAUGAUGGAGCCAAGGCCCAGCUACCGCCAUGAGAACUUUGAUAUUAGAGUGCAUAAGCCAAGGGAUACAAACUCUAUGGAAGCUUCAAAAGCAGGAAGGACACGCUCACUUGUAGCAAGUUGGGAGAGGAGGGAUCAGUCUCCUAGUCACGAAGGUCCUACACCUAGCACUUCCAGUGACAAGUUAGCUCCUUCCAAUAGCAUUUCAUACACCUCGAGAGGUCGGACAUUAUCCUCUAGAAAAGAAAUGGUAUCUGCAAGUGAUGAGGAUGCUAUUGCUGAUUUAAUAGAGCCACAUGAACAAUUCCUGAAUGCAGCUCAGUCUCGCUUGACAAAAUUACAGGUGGUUCACCGGCUCUGGCAAAGAAAUGACAUUAGAGGAGUAAUCAAUGCAUUGGAGAAUAUGUCCGAUCAUGCGGUUUCUGCUGAUGUACUGAGUGUGUUAAUGGACAAACUUGAUAUCAUAAAUCUGGAUAUCUUUACUUUCCUCAUUCCAAUACUGACAAGCCUCAUGGAGGGUAAGGUGGACAGACAUGUUGGUAUUUCCUUGGAAAUGCUGUUGAAGUUGGUGAAAAUCUUCGGCCCUGUGAUUCAUUCAACUUUGUCAGCAGGGCCAAUGGUUGGUGUAGACAUUCAAGCCGAGCAAAGGCUGGAGAAAUGUAAUCUAUGCUUCAUCGAGCUUGAAAAGGUCAAACGCCGACUCCCUUCUCUCACAAGGCGAGGCGGUUCUAUCUCAAAGUCCGCCCAAGAACUGAACCUGACUCUUCAAGAAGUGAUAUGAAAUGUGAAGCAUAAACACUACGUAGACUUGUACAACUAAUGGCAACUCGAUUCUUUCGCACCGGCCAUCAUCGGCCACACUCGAUUGAACUCACCACUUAUUUAUUUACGUCUCGUAUAUGCUAAUCUUACUGAAGAUCGAAACACUAACAUUGUUUUUAGCUAGCUUUUCUUUGCUGCAUGAGACAGCAUGUAUUUAUCUGAACAUUUGUAACUGAUAUGAUGAUCUUACACAGAGAGUUGAUUCAUAAAGCCUUUUCGCAAACUUUGACAAAUGACA